GUCCUCUGCUGUGGUUCUGUCUGUGCAGAGAUGGCGUGGCUCCUUCCCAGUCGAGGUUCUCCCAGACUGGUUCUGGUGGUGGUCUGCGUGGCUCUGCUGCUGGACAACAUGCUGCUCACAGUGGUCGUACCGAUCAUCCCGACGUUCCUGUACGCCAUGGAACAUCCCAGCCCAGAACCGCAGACCGCCCAGCCGUCCACGCUGGACGCUGUGACCUCACAGCCCCACUCCUCCGGUUCCGACAUCCAGCUGUCUCCUCCCAGCAGCAGAACUCCAGUCCUGGGUCCAAAGUCCCAGCAGAACAUCUGGCAGCGUCUGCUGGUGUCCCUGUUUGAGAACAUCACGGAUAACCUGCAGGAGAGCCAAACAGAACCGACAGCUCAGGGCAUCCGGACCACAGAGCUGGCGCCGUCCAACCAGACCUCCAACGCUACAGACUCCUGUCUCCAGGACAGUGCCUUCCUGGAGGAGGAAAAUGUCCGGGUUGGUUUGCUGUUUGCCUCUAAAGCUCUGGUCCAGCUGUUCAUCAACCCGUUUGUUGGUCCGCUCACCAACAGGAUCGGGUACCACAUCCCCAUGUUCGCAGGAUUCAUCAUCAUGUUUGCUUCCACCAUCAUGUUUGCUUUCUCAGGGACCUAUGCGCUGCUGUUCUUCGCUCGCUCUCUGCAGGGGAUCGGCUCAUCCUUCUCCUCUGUGGCGGGUCUCGGCAUGCUGGCCAGUGUCUACACCGAUGACGAGGAGCGAGGUGUGGCGAUGGGUGUCGCUCUGGGAGGACUUGCCAUGGGAGUUCUGAGUGAGACAGAACCGCACUUACAGGCUCCAGAACAAGAUUCCUGCUUUGGUUCCGUAUCGCUUUUGUUGGUUCUGACCCACAAUGAGCAGCUUUGUUUAUGUGUGUUCCAGAGUGUGGAGGGGACACCUUUACUGACCCUGUUAAAAGAUCCCUACAUCCUGAUCAGUGCAGGGUCUCUGUGCUUUGCUAAUAUGGGCGUGGCCAUCCUGGAACCGACGCUGCCCAUCUGGAUGAUGCAGACCAUGUGCUCCCCCAAAUGGCAGCUUGGAAUGGCCUUCCUCCCAGCCAGCAUCUCCUACCUGAUCGGGACCAACCUGUUUGGAGUUCUGGCUAACAAAAUGGGACGUGGACCAUGUUUACUGCUUCUAUUGUCGAUGCACCACGUGUUGCUGUGUGUUCCUUUUGCCACCAGCAUCUACGGUCUGAUUGGUCCAAAUGGCGGUCUGGGCUUCGCUAUUGGGAUGGUGGACUCCUCAAUGAUGGCCAUAAUGGCUUACCUGGUCGACAUCCGCCAUGCCUCUGUGUACGGCAGUGUGUACGCCAUCGCUGACGUGGCGCUCUGUAUGGGCUUUGCUAUAGGACCUUCCACAGGGGGCGCUCUGGUCCAGGCAGUGGGUUUCCCCUGUCUCAUGGUGUUCAUUGGUGUGAUCAACAUCUUGUACGCUCCACUCUGCUUCCUCUUGCGUAACCCGCCUGUUCAAGAGGAGAAAAUGGCGAUCAUUGACCAGGAGUGCAUGAUGCACAGGAAGAGCUACAACACAAACAAAGACAGCCGUGAGUUUCCCCUGAGCGACUACAGUGAAGAGGAAGAGACGGAGGAGUGAAGGUGUCUGCGCUGUGAUGUCGUCUAAAGACCCGCUUUGAUUUCUCCUUUCCACUUCCUGUCCUCAUUGUCUGAAACAUGGGAGGUUUUCAGAAAAACAUGGACGUAGUUUGAAGCUGCUGAUGGAACCGGCAGGUUCUGUUCAUGCGAACCCUUCAAUGGUUCUGGUCCGUCUGUGUUCACUUUGUCCAAACUAACAGGAAACAUCAACAGGCUUCAUGUUUACUGUCUUCUCUGAUGUUGCUGUGACGUGUUCUUAAUGUGAUCUUCUUCUGGAGCCGUCUGAUGACAUCACAGCACCAUGAUGAGUCAGAACCUGCUCAAUGUUUCUGCUGUUUCU
Molecule: messenger RNA, 1956 nt
Organism: Cyprinodon variegatus (sheepshead minnow)
Lineage: Eukaryota; Metazoa; Chordata; Actinopteri; Cyprinodontiformes; Cyprinodontidae
Product: chromaffin granule amine transporter-like
Exons: 14
Coding region: 31-1617 (528 amino acids)
Biological process (GO): aminergic neurotransmitter loading into synaptic vesicle; transmembrane transport
Cellular component (GO): synaptic vesicle membrane; terminal bouton
Molecular function (GO): serotonin:sodium:chloride symporter activity
Source: RefSeq, a predicted model, not a curated record